Danaus chrysippus (African queen) is the source of this 753-nucleotide messenger RNA. The record is from the annotation of a GenBank genome assembly. NCBI's taxonomy places the organism in Eukaryota, Metazoa, Arthropoda, Insecta, Lepidoptera, Nymphalidae.
AUGACAAAAAUUCCUAAUGUAAUGCUUGGGAAGCAGAUCCUUUUGCUUCUGUCCUGUCUGAGUGUGGUGCUGGCUGUUCCAGUAGAAUUGGGAGGAUAUGGAGCAGUUUACUCUCACGCACCCCUCAUUCAUGCUCCAGUAGUCCGUGCUGAGCCAGUUGUAAGAAGCUACUCGUUGGUUGAAGCUGACGGCACCACUCGCACCGUUCAUUACACAGCUGAUGACCACACUGGUUUCAACGCCAUAGUACAGAGAUCAGGCCACGCUGUACAUCCAGUCGUUUUGUUUGCAACUUUGUUAUGGAGUCCAGUAGUUCCAGCUCCUCGGCAGAAGAGGCUUAGUUUAGCAGCUCAUUCUCCUAGUUACUAUUAUACAGAUGUUGAAGGUCAACCAGGAACCUACUCUUUUGGUUAUGACGUAGUAGAUCCAGAGACUGGUAACACUCAAUUUCGUUCAGAGGAGAGGUAUCCAAAUGGAACAGUCGUAGGUAGCUACGGAUAUGUUGAUCCCAAAGGAAGAUCACGUCGUUUUAAUUAUAUAGCUGAUGAAUAUGGAUACAGAUUAAUGAAUGACGUGCCAGUAAAGCAGAACUAUCAAAUCACUACUGAAAAUAUUAAUACAUCAACGGAAGCAUCCAUCACUUGGAGCCGACCCAGGAAACCAAAUAAAAAGAAACAACAGUCUAAGAUUGAAAAGUCAAAGUCGGAAAAACCUUCCACUAUCCUGCAACCGCCUCUUUUCUAUAUGAUUUAA